AUGGACCCCGCAGACUCUUCAGCUUUUGAAUUCAACACUGAGAUGGUGCGGAUGAUUAAGCUUCUUGGCCGCAUUGCUCAGGCCAAUGAUUUGAGGACUAUGGCAGUUAGGCUAAGUGCCAUAGAUGCUAUCAUUUGGAGCAACCCUCGGCUUACUCAGCUUUCUACGGACACUGUGCUGGGCAGCUCCAUAGCUGCCUGGAGGGAGCAAGUCAGGGCUGGCGAGCUUGCUCUCUCUACCUCCACUUCUUUACCGCCGCUCCAGGACAACACACACUCACCACCUGCCUCAUUGCUACCACAGACUUCCUCUCCUUCCUCAUGCAGGCCGGGACCUUGUUCGCCUGUCCAUUCGCCUGCCUUUUUCCUGGCGGCUAUGUGGUCGGAGGAUGAGGAGGAGGUCUCUACAUUUCUCCACCGGUUCCUGUUCCCUCAUCUAGAAGGAAGCGACGCCACCGUCACUCCUCUCCUCGGUCAUCCAUCCAGCAACCAGCCUCCGCUGGAGGGUCAGCGCUCUCAGGAGGCCGACAAACCUCACAGAAGAAAGGGAGAGAAAAAAUACAGCUGUGAUGAGUGUGGGAAGAAUUUUACCCAUCUUGGAAACUUUAAAGCACACCAACUGGUCCACAGUGGAGAUAAACCGUACAGAUGUGACUUGUGUGGAAAACGUUUUACCCAGAAAGGACACCUAAAAUCACACCAGCUCAUCCACAGUGGAGUUAAACCAUACAGCUGUGAGUUGUGUGGAAAGUCUUUUACCCACCCUGCAAGCUUAAAAACACACCAAGUCAUCCACGGUGGAGUUAAACCGUACAGCUGCGACUUGUGUGGAAAGUCUUUUAACGAUCCUGCAGACUUGAAAAAACACCAACUCAUCCACAGUGGAGUAAAAGUGUACAUAGAUGAUCCUGUGAAAGCUGAGCCACCUGUGGAAAAAGAAGAAAAAUGUGUGUCUGAUAGCCUGCUACCUGCUACACCUGACCUGUCUAUUGAGGACCAACACGGAGUGAGAAGUCAGCGCUCUCAGGAGGCCGACAAACCUCACAGAAGAAAGGGAGAGAAAAAAUACAGCUGUGAUGAGUGUGGGAAGAAUUUUACCCAUCUUGGAAACUUUAAAGCACACCAACUGGUCCACAGUGGAGAUAAACCGUACAGAUGUGACUUGUGUGGAAAACGUUUUACCCAGAAAGGACACCUAAAAUCACACCAGCGCAUCCACAGUGGAGUUAAACCAUACAGCUGUGAGUUGUGUGGAAAGUCUUUUACCCACCCUGCAAGCUUAAAAACACACCAAGUCAUCCACGGUGGAGUUAAACCAUACAGCUGUGAGUUAUGUGGAAAGUCUUUUACCCACUCUGCAAGCUUAAAAACACACCAAGUCAUCCACAGUGGAGUUAAACCAUACAGUUGUGAGUUGUGUGGUAAAGCUUUUACUUGCAGUGGUAACUUACAGCGUCAUCAACUCAUCCACUCUGGAAUCAAGGCGUACAGCUGUGGUCAAUGCGGUAAAGCUUUUGCUCGGAGUAGCACCUUACAACGUCACCAAGUCACUCACUCUGGAUUUAAACCGUACAGCUGCGACUUGUGUGGAAAGUCUUUUAACGAUCCUGCAGACUUGAAAAAACACCAACUCAUCCACAGUGGAGUUAAAGUGUACAUAGAUGAUCCUGUGAAAGCUGAGCCACCUGUGGAAAAAGAAGAAAAAUGUGUGUCUGAUAGCCUGCUACCUGCUACACCUGACCUGUCUAUUGAGGCAAGUAAAGCAGAUUUUGUCCAUGUGCAACAGAAUGAUCCAACUCUGGCCAAAUGUUUACUUGCUGUAAAUUCCAACGAGCAAACCCCCAUGUUUACAGCAUUGGCAACAACGUGUUAAUGCGUAAAUGGCA
This is a messenger RNA of Maylandia zebra (zebra mbuna), 1885 nucleotides long. The record is from RefSeq and is a predicted model, not a curated record. Lineage: Eukaryota; Metazoa; Chordata; Actinopteri; Cichliformes; Cichlidae.